AUGCCGUCCUGUACAUAUGACGGUAAAGGGGAUCCAAAGCGGUAUGUAGCUGCUUUUGAGAGUCACAUGUUGCUAUAUACCGACACCAAUGCUGUGUGGUGUAAAGUUUUCCCUACGACUCUUACCGGCGCAGCUUCGGAUUGGUUCUCCAAUUUAGAGCCGGGAUCAAUUGACUGCUUUGAGACCCUGGUGGAGUUGUUCACAGGUCAGUACAUAAGUAACAGUGCGAGACAAAGGACAUCUGGCGAGCUCAUGCAAGAAAUUGUCGUGAUGGCAUUGAUGAAUGGGCUGGGUGACAACGACUUCAAAAAAUAUAUGUCGCGGAAGUCUUUCCCAAACUUAGGGGUAGCAUUUGCCAAGGCUCACGAAUACAUAAAAAGUGAGGAACUGCUGAGAACGAGCCGUCAAAUAUCGUCAGCAGAGCCCUCCAGAAGGCAAAGUGAUAAUAGCCCAAAUUCCCAGAUAGGUGGGGUAAGCAGGGCAUUGCCUCAAGGCCAGCAGAGAUCUGGAAGACCGACAAGGGGAUUGGGCCGUUAUAGUAGUUAUACGCAGUUAAACACCCCGAGAGCGGCAAUAUAUUCAAUAAACCAGAAUAGAGAAGAUUGGAGUCGGCCGACACCGAUGAUAACGAAGGGCCGGGACGUGAGGAAAUAUUGCAUGUUUCAUAGAGAUAUUGGUCAUUACACCGAAGAAUGUGUCCAGUUAAAAGAGAACAUUGAAGAUCUCAUAAGGAAGGGGCGGUUAUCCCAGUAUCGUACCCAAGCAGCUCCCAGCCGACAGCAAAAUUCACAGCCUAGGCAAACCGAGUACCGAAAGCAGGGAGAUUCAUCGAUGCAAGAUGAUACUUAUAUGCAGAAUCAUGCGGAAACAUCCAGACAGGGAGGUAAUCCGACAGGGCGCAAAAUAACGAUCGAUGUUAUUACGGGAGGACCAGUAUAUGGGGGUUCUAUGAGCGGGGCGAAGAAGAGCUAUCGGAAUACCGGCACCUAG
This is a messenger RNA of Chenopodium quinoa (quinoa), 990 nucleotides long. RefSeq lists its product as uncharacterized. NCBI's taxonomy places the organism in Eukaryota, Viridiplantae, Streptophyta, Magnoliopsida, Caryophyllales, Amaranthaceae. The record is from RefSeq and is a predicted model, not a curated record. The transcript is spliced from 2 exons. The coding region runs from base 1 to 990 and encodes 329 amino acids.